Colius striatus (speckled mousebird) is the source of this 682-nucleotide messenger RNA. RefSeq names its product chromosome 1 C12orf57 homolog (gene C1H12orf57). The coding region runs from base 128 to 514 and encodes 128 amino acids. The record is from RefSeq and is a predicted model, not a curated record. Gene Ontology annotation, biological process: post-embryonic development. The transcript has 3 exons. NCBI's taxonomy places the organism in Eukaryota, Metazoa, Chordata, Aves, Coliiformes, Coliidae.
CCCGCGGCGCGGGAAGCCUCACCCGGAGUGCAAUGACAGCAGGGGGCGGCAGCGUGCGCGCACGAGUGUGCGGGCGGGCGCCGCGCAGUGAGCUUUGCUGCAGCCGUGAGCGUCCGCGCCGGGGCCCAUGGCGGCGUCCGCGCCGACGGCGGCGCUGAGCGCGGAGCAGGCCAAGGCGGUGCUGGCGGAGGUGAUCAAGGCCUUCGGGGCGCCUGAGAACGCGCAGCGCAUGGAGGAGGCUCGGGACAAUGCCUGCAACGACAUGGGGAAAAUGCUGCAGUUCCUGCUGCCCGUGGCCACCCAGAUCCAGCAGGACGUGAUCAAGGCCUACGGCUUUAGCAACGACGGGGAAGGAGUCCUCAAGUUCGCCCGUCUGAUCAAGUCCUACGAGUCGCAGGACCCGGAGAUCGCCAGCAUGUCGGGCAAGCUGAAGACCAUGUUCCUGCCGCCCAUGACGCUGCCGCCGCACGGGACCGGGACCGGGACCGGGACCGGGGCGGUAGCGACCUCCUGAGGGCGUGGGUCGCUCCCGCCCCGCCGGGACGCUGUGCUGCGGCUGGAGCCGGGUCCUGACAGCGCUGGCAAUGGAGCGCUUAAACGAGGGAGACUCCCAUCUGAAAGGAAGAGGAUGCUUUGUGCUUGCUUGUGUGUCUGCUCGCAAAUAAAAACCGUCUUGAAAGUG